This is a messenger RNA of Carya illinoinensis, 2367 nucleotides long. RefSeq lists its product as uncharacterized. The transcript is spliced from 2 exons. Lineage: Eukaryota; Viridiplantae; Streptophyta; Magnoliopsida; Fagales; Juglandaceae. The record is from RefSeq and is a predicted model, not a curated record. The coding region runs from base 605 to 2023 and encodes 472 amino acids. Gene Ontology annotation, molecular function: protein dimerization activity.
ACAGAUUUGCAAUUCAAGAGUCCUACCAUCAGAGGAUAGAAGAUCUUAGAUUUGCUUCCACCACUUCACCGGCUUCCAUUCCUGUCGCUAGAGAACUUCACAAGGCAGCGUAGAUUUCCCAUAGCUUGGUGCCUCUCUCUCUCUCUCCAAGAAUUUAUCUAUAUAUUCAUGAUUAUAAAUUUUAUGUUCUCUUUUCUCGACCGUUAUGAGCGUUUGUGGUCAUGAAGGUGUAUAAGAGAUUAUUUGUUCUCUAUCUUAUUCAUCAUGAUUGAUUUCCUUUUCUGCAUGUUUUUUUUUUAUUUGAAUUAAUUAAAUAUAUCUCGUUCACUUUUUAUUAGUUUUAUGUGAUUCUUUAAUAUAAGACAAUAAAUUAACAUGGGUCGACCAGAAGAUCCGUUAUGGGAGCAUGUAGAUAAAUUAAAAAAUGGUCGUUUAUCCUGUAAAUUUUGUCAUCAUCAAUUUGCAAGAGGUAUUUCUAGGGUUAAAUGGCAUUUAUCUGGCCUUGAGGGCCACGAUGUUAAAGUUUAUGAAAAAGUGCCACAAGAUAUUUUGUUAGCAGUGCAACAAGUAUUCGACACUCCCAAUAAGAAAGGUAUACAUAUUAAUGUAUAAAAAAAAAGGGAAAGAUAGACAAGUUGAGGAAGAAAAUUGCUCAGUUCCUUCAUCGUCUGGUGGCAACGAAAAGGAUAAGUGUCAACUACUGAAUAAACAAUUGGCCAAGUUCUUCUUCUCAUUUGGCAUUCGUCCUGAGAUCAUUGUCUCUCCCAUCUUUGAGGACUUUGUGAAGAGUAUUGUUGAAUAUAGGCCCAGGACUAAUCAACUGGAAAGUACUUUUACUGAUGAGCAGGAAUUGAUGUCAGAUUUUAUCUAUCCGGGAAUUAUUAUAAGUUGUUGUGCUGCUGAAUUGAUUGAUGACUUCUUGGUUGGUAUGAAAUGGGAUUUGCGUUCUACACUCGGAUUUGUGAAUUUAAUAUUUAAUACUUAUUAUUAUUACAAACCGUCAUCAAGAGGAGGCUUGAAAAUACCAAGGAAAGCUGAUGCAUUCAUUUUAUUAAUGCUAAAAUCAGUUUUAAAUAUGGAAGAUGAAUUGCAAGUCGUUUCAUUUUCUAGUAUAAUAGGGUCGAGUGAGGAAGUAAAGUUGCUUGAAGAUGAGCAAGAGAAAGCAUCAUGUUUUAUAUGUGCAAAAUUUCUUGAUUACAUUAUUAGCCAAAAGGAGUUUUGGGGUCGAGUGAAAUCAAUAGCACAAGUGUGGGUUAUAUUAUUUCAAACUCGUCGCUUGGUUAACCUCGAGGACUCAAAUAUAGGAUACGUAUAUCAGAUGAUGGAAAUGCUAAAAGAUGGCAUUGAAAAAAGUCGUGAACAGGACCACUUCAUGUAUGAUUGUAGCUGGAAAAAGUUCAGUGAAAUGCAAAAGAAGAUUAUUCAUCCAAUACAUGCAGCUGCAGCCUUUUUAGAUCCGGCUUAUAUGUAUAUGGAUAAUUUUGAGAUGAAUGCUGAAAUGAAGGCUGGUUUAGAUUAUAUGUUUGAAAACAUGAUUGAUUCAGAUGAAAAAGAAGCCUUCACAAUGGAACUACAAAAAUAUCUCAUGAAAUUGCCAGAGUUAUUCACUGCUCAAGCAAUAACAAUGUUAAAAACAUGGCAUCCUCGAAUAUGGUGGGACUUUUGCGGAAAACAUACAGUACCGGUAUUAAGUAAAUAUGCAAUUCGAAUAGUCAGCCAACCUUGCAGUAAUUUAUUUUGUAGGCGCUAUUAUGAUUUGCUGCGAGGUGGUCAUGAAUGGAGGGAAGAUGGGAGACCAGACGAACAUGAAAUGGGAGAAGGUUGGAUAAAAAGGGUCAAUACAAUGAUCAUGAAUGAAAAUUCUAGAUCACUAAAGUUAGAGCCAAUCAUUCUUGAUAAACUUGGUGAAGACCUCGGUGCUUUUAUCGAUUCUCAGUAUUGUACUAAAAGCUACAUUAGUUAUGUUAAAUGGAGGGGGCGCCCACACGGGCAGACCCCCCCUUUAUUGCUGCAUGCGUUAUAACGCAUGGUUUAAAGCCAUGCGUUACACAGCCGGUAAACGCAUGGCUUUAAGCCAUGCGUUUCCAGCAUAUUGAAGGCUGGCCUUUAAGGCCAGCCGUGUAGGGGGGCUAUAUAUAGCCCCCCUCCUUUUGAUACUGAUGCAUCAAUCACAAUAUAGUGAAACUCUCUCUCUCACUUGUUCUCUCUUGAAAUAGUUUAUAGGCUGUGGAUUUAUUAAGUGUUACUCUAGUUUUAUAACUACGUAGUACACUUUACCACUAAGAGAAAACGCUUGGUUUUUUGUCGCGCUGGAGAAACUUGUGGAGCAUUUCUUUAAGCUAAACCUGAGAUACUUUUCGCUGUGCA